AUGUCGACUGAUAUUCCAUUCACUCCAUCCGCCUACUUCACCUCUACUACUAUUCAACCACAGCCAAUCGCACAUGGAAAGAUAGUCAAACUCUCAGCAAUCGACCAAAUCGCUCCGAGGGACUACAUCUCAUCAUGUCUGUAUUUUCCUGCGUCACAGAAUGCGGACAAGAGACAUAUCUUCCAUCUAUUUGAACGGGCCUUAGUCAACACGAUCAUCGACAUCCCAGAACUUGCAUGUUCCGUGCGACGGCCCACCGAAAACGAUCGGGAAGAGGUUGAGCUUCUAUUCGAUAGCAACCAAGGCCCCAGACUUAACUACAAGGAUUACACGGCACCCGAACUUCGGCCUUUAUGGAAGUUCGGUACGUUUCACCAGCUUGAGAGGGCUUAUUUUCCGCUUGAUAUACCGAGACACAUUAUCUUCGGCACAUCGGCAAAGCUAGUUCCGGGAGCCAGUAUUCCGGCGCUGGUACUUCAGUGUAACUUCAUUUCUGGGGGCCUUAUACUCGGGACCUGUCUUCAUCAUGUGGCAGGCGAUGGCGUCUGCAACUUUAUCUUGCACAAGACAUUAGGCAUGCACCUGGCUGCCAUUACCAAAGGACUCGGCCUCCGAACCAUGCCAAUCACGCCUCUUGAUCGAAGCUCGGUCGUUGAGGGUGAACAAGGCGUGACCCUGGAAGAAUUUCCUGAUUGGAAGCUUACAGAGACCUCUUCCACUUUCUUGAACCCAACAAACUACGAAGUUGCCGAGGUGCAGUCGGUUGAACAUGGCAUAUUCUUCAUCUCUGCCGAGAACCUCUCGCUGCUCAAGAAUCAUGUCCUGAAAGGCGCUGUCAAUACUAAGCUGAGCACGACUGAAGCUAUCUGUGCUUUCCUCUGGCGCCACGUUGUCAUGGCCAGGCAGAUGGACCAUCAUCGAUACCCAGAGGCUAAGCUAUCAAUCACUGUCGAUGCGAGGGAACGAAUGGAAAGUCCGCCACUCCCAUCAAACUAUUGGGGGAAUUUUGCGGAACCGAACGCGGUCGCCAGAGCACCUGUUGCUCGUCUGCAGAAUGGGGAAGACAGAAACGAGAUCUAUCUGGAGUUGGCAAGCUCUGUCAAACGAGCCAUUGCUGCUGUUAACAACAAAGCAGUAAGGCGUCUCGUUGGACUGCUCAAUCAGAUGCCCAAAACUACUUCCUUGACCUGGAAUGUCGACCGAUACCCGGGACCGGACAUGCUCAUAGUCUGUCUUCAAGCGCACAGAUACAACGACAUUUAUUUCGGGCGUCAUCUUGGGUAUCCUUCAGCAUUCCGCGUUACUGUCGGAGAUACUGAGGGUAAACCUGACGGCCGUUGCAUUAUUCUGCCACCUCCUCAUAGUGAAAUUCGGAGUCUGGAACUGAUUCUGCAAUACGAUAGUGGCACUUUGGAAAGGCUUGAGAGUAACGUAGAGUUUAGCAAGUUCUUUAUGCGCCGUAACUGA
Fusarium tjaetaba is the source of this 1467-nucleotide messenger RNA. RefSeq names its product trichothecene 3-o-acetyltransferase. NCBI's taxonomy places the organism in Eukaryota, Fungi, Ascomycota, Sordariomycetes, Hypocreales, Nectriaceae. The record is from RefSeq and is a predicted model, not a curated record. The transcript is spliced from 2 exons. Gene Ontology annotation, molecular function: acyltransferase activity, transferring groups other than amino-acyl groups. Bases 1 to 1467 code for a protein of 488 amino acids.